Molecule: messenger RNA, 1059 nt
Organism: Trichoderma aggressivum f. europaeum
Lineage: Eukaryota; Fungi; Ascomycota; Sordariomycetes; Hypocreales; Hypocreaceae
Exons: 1
Coding region: 1-1059 (352 amino acids)
Molecular function (GO): monooxygenase activity; heme binding; iron ion binding
Source: RefSeq, a predicted model, not a curated record
AUGACUCGGCUAGAGCCAAUGAUCAGAUCAAAGGCGGACAAUCUCGCAAAGCGUCUUCUCGAAAUUUCAUCUUCAGCAACUACAGGCAGCGUGAAUGCGUUUCUCAUGUGUGGCCUAUUCAGCCUCGAAGUGGUCUGCAAGGCAGGAUUCAGAAAGGAGUUCACAUUCGAGGAUACUACAGAUCUCACCGAACUGCUUGAGUCUGUGGAUGGUAGUGCACUCACAUUCAUUCUUGAUGGACUUUUGCCUUGGCUGAGGCUCACAGGCUUCGCCCAUAAGAUUCUUUUCCUCGGCGAGCCGUAUCAACGCCGACGCACAUGGGAGCAGAAAAGCCGGGUGCUUCUACGUGAAUUUCUACAGCUCCCAGCCAAAGACGAUGGUUAUCUCAUUUCUCCAUACCUCUCUUCUGUGGACGGCUUUCUUGGGAGAAAGCUAAAUCAUGAAGAAUUUGUCGAGGAGGCAAUGGGAAUCAUGUUUGCCGGCAGCGGUACAACGUCCACCACGCUGACCUACCGGCUGUACGCCUUAUCGCGCCCCGGCUAUGAAGCCAUCCAAACGCGUCUUCGUGCUGAGCUAGAGGAUGGUGGAGAGAGUAUAUCGACAUUAAGGAAUUUGCCGUAUCUCAAUGCAGUCAUAAAGGAGACAUUUAGGUUAUAUCCCACCAUCAACUCGUCAUUGCCUCGAGUUCUCAACGAGCCUAUGAAAAUCCAUGGUAUCGACCUCCCCGUUGGCACGGUUGUCAACAUGCAGAAUUUCGUUCACCACCGCGAUCCAGCAGUUUUCUCCGAUCCAGAGUUGUUCAACCCUGAGCGCUGGCUUAGCUCUCAUGCGGAUAUGGAAUCGGCAUUGACCCCAUUCAGUUUGGGUAGGAGGGCUUGCCUUGGAUUGAACUUGGCAUGGGAUGAGCUUUACAUAGCUGUUUCCUCUGUAUUCCGAAACUUGGAGCUGCGGCUUGGAGAUGAAAUGACGGACGUAGAUAUGGAACUCGAGGAUCGUUUUAAUAUUGCACCUGUUGGCCGCAAGCUUAUGCUAAAGGUCUCCAAGGCGAAGGAACUUUGA